AUGAGUUCUCCUACAGACCCAAGUACUGUCACCUGCCGAUAUUGGGCCACGUCAGGAACAUGCUUCUUUGGGGACCAGUGUAACUUUUCGCACAGCCUGGAGGAAAGGGGCAAUGUGGCCAAGUCAGGCGCUGUGCCAAAGAAGGAGAAAGCCUGCCGGAAUCUGCUUCUCACCGGGUACUGCAAGGAUGAGAAUGGGGGCUGUGAAUACAAUCAUGAUAUUGUGGGCAUAACAAGGAUGGACCCUCCUGGCUCCGCCCAGCUAAACUCUGCCAAACCGCUGGCCACAUCGUCAGCCCCGACUGCUCCCGGCAAUGCCCCAGCUGCCGCUCCGACGCUUGCCUCCCCUAAAAAGCCCGGGACACCUGGCGCUUCCUCAUUGGUCCAGACGUUGCAAGCCCGGAGUAUCCUUCCGGUGUCAGCCCCCGCGUUUGUCCCAGCAGCCGUAGCGGCUGCGCAGCGCGCGGCCUUGAACGCUUGGGGGGGCAUAACGCCUGGCAAAGGAGGGGGGGGAGAUGGGACGAGCCCGGGAGGGGGGGCGAACGGAACAGCGACUGGGGAGGGGGGAAACGGGGCUGAAGCACGAGCGCUGGAGGUGCUUAAAGUAGACGGUGUAGAACAAGCGAAGGUCAGCAAAAGUGGUGAUUCUAGUGGCGUAAGCGUUGGGUUGGCUCUGAGCUCUAGCGUGGGCUUCGGAUCCCAAGGUUUGCAAGCGGUCUCGACUGGUGUGCAUACUUCCAGUAGCAGCGCCCCAGGUACUCCGACUGGUGGAAAUACUCCCUCAGGCACACCGCAACCGUCCCCCGUGAAACCAAGGACGGCCGAGUCUGGGGUCUCUUUAGCUAUGUCUGCCGCUCCCUCUAUGAAGAGCCUUCCGGCGAACAUCAACGCUGCUCCUUUUAUCCCGAAAUCUGCGUCCCUCAAUCCUAGUAGCGGCGCGACAGGCGCCGCCACCAGCGUAGCCACCUCGCGCGUCGCAAAUGCAAACGCCGCCCCGUUCGUUCCGAACAAUCUCACGGGGGCGCCGAAGUUCUAUCAGAGGAGCAAUUCGACUCCGGGGGUUGGGUACGGGGCCCUUCCGGGGCAGGGGCCGUUUAACCCUGGUGUGAAUACAGCUCGAGGGGAUAGCACGAUGAGCCCGAGGAUGGGUGGGGGAGCGCCUGUGCACGGGCAAGGUGGCGGCAUGGGGGCCAUGAACUCACCCAGAGGCGUGGGAGGACCAGCGGGCAUGGGGCCUUUCGACGUGCAGAGGCGACAAAUGUCGCAAUUCCAUCAGCAGGCCCUGCAUCAGCAGCAGCAUGCGGCCGCUGCAGUCCGCGGUCGGGGCGUCAGCCUCCCGCAGUAUGCCCAACAGGGCCUCGACAACUCGCACCGCCCCUACUCCGGCCCCGCCAGUUUCGGCCUUCCCGAAGGGGACGACCCAGCCCUGGGCAUGUCCUCGAUGUCACCCCCCCACCCGCGCGGCGGGCCCCGUUUCGGCAACAACCAGUUUUUGGAGGGGGGUCAGCCAAACCACCGGCUCCAAGAUGCGAUGUCGGCCCUGAAAAUGGGUGACGGCGGGGGGCGGUUUGGGGGUAACCCGUCGCUUAACCGGAGCCUAAGCGCGAUGGGGAUGAUGUCGCCGAGGGACGAGUAUCGGUCGCGAACGCCUCCGAUGCCGGGGAUGAUGACGUCAGCGCCGGCGUCGCCGAUGAAGCAACAGAUGGGGAGGGCGACCCCCCCGCUGACGAGCCAGGGCCUGGGGAGGCCGCGGCCGGGGGGGCCGAUGCAGCCGUUUGGGCAACGGUCGAAUUCGCCGUCUCUAGGCGGCCCCGUUCCCACCGCCGCGACUCAAGUGGGCGGCGCCACCUACUUUUUCGGACCGGGUCAGGGCGCCGGCCCCUCCCAAAUGGGCCUCGGGGGCCACGUCAGCAUGGGGCCAGCUGGCGGCUUCGGACUGGGUCCCGGGCGGCCGGACCACAACCGGAAUCGGACGGUCAUCAGGCCGGGGACCGUCCAAAUGGCGUCCAAGUUUCUGCCGGAGAGCUUGAGGGAGGAGAUCCAGCAGCGGGCUGCUUUGGUGCAGGCGCAGAUAGACCCUGAGCAGGACAUAUCCGACCUGCCAGAGUUUGUGGGGCGGUUUCAUACGCUAUACCCUCUAGAAAGCAGUGAGGCCGACGGCAUGAGCUCGCUCGGGGUGCGGACGACGGUCUUCAAAGGGAUCAGCUCAACAGACGGCCUCGCUUACGCUAUUAGGCGAAUAGAUCAUAGACAGGUAAUCCCGACAGCUGAGCUCGCGACCGCCGCCAACGAAACGAUAGAAAGGUGGUCGCACCUUGCGGGACAUCCCCACGUGGGGGUCAUGCGAGAAGCGUUCGUCAGCAAAGAAAUCGAAGACAGCCCCGCACUCUACUUCGCGUACGAUUAUUACCCUGGAGCGGUGUCGCUCGAAAACGCGCACUUGCAACAAGAACAAAGCGGGGGGGUGGUCCACUUGACGGUUACGGAAGACGAGCUAUGGAGCUACACAAUCCAGCUCGCCACCGCGCUUCGAGCAAUCCAUGGUGCGGGCCUCAUCGCUCGGGGAGGCGCUCUCGACGCCUCGAAAGUGCUCAUAACUAGCCGCGGCAGAAUACGACUCUGCUCGGUGGGCUUCUUAGACGUGCUACACGGGGAUCCGGGGGAAGACAAGCAGUUCCUCCAGCGGAUCGACCUAGCGGAAAUGGGGCGGCUGCUGCUGUCGCUGGCGUGCGGGUCGGCCAUGAAUGCGUCGUUGGACUUCAUGGCCGCGCACUACUCCCCCGAGCUUGUGCGGAUCACACAGGCGCUGAUUGCGUCAUCACCGGACAACCACGAAGUCGGUGGCCUCGCCAGCAUCAAGCAACUAACCAAUGUUCUGGGGGAUCGCAUGUUUAGCUCGCUGGAGCACUGCCACGUGUACGCCGACCAUUUGAUGGACGAGCUCGAGAAGGAGUCGGAAAACGGGCGCCUGCUCCGCAUCAUCAUCAAGUGCUCCAUGAUCAAUGAGCGGCCCGACGAUGACGUGGCGGAAUCCAAUUGGUCGGAGACCGGGGAUCGUUACCUCCUCAAACUCUUCCGCGACUUUGUCUUCCACCAAACGACGGAGGAAGGGAAGCCGGCGAUGGAUUGGGGGCAUAUUAUUGAGGCGCUGAACAAACUAGACGCGGGGGUUUCGGAAAAGGUGACGCUGCUGAGCAGGGACGAGCAGUCGCUGCUGGUGGCGAGCUACAAGGACCUCAAGCGGUGCCUGGAAGGGACGUACUCGGAGCUGCAAGCAAAGGCAUCCAAUGUCAAGCGCCGGCCGUCGUAUCAGCCAAACCCACUUCUGUUGGGCUCCCAACCAAUGGGUGCAACACAAGGAAUGGGACUGAGAUAAGGAGCAAAAUUGGCUCCUAUGCGCUUUGGUAACAAGUGUGCACUAAUCUGGGGGCCGCCUCUGUCGCUAACUUCCGUGGUUUAGCUGCGCUACAUUCAUUAACGAGUCUAUCAAAAGUUCCUUGAGACACGUCCUUGACAAUUCCGAGAGUAUAGGCAGUAGGCCUGGAAAGUCUGUAGGUAAGAGGUCGCCCAUGCCAUGGCGAUAAGAAUGCUGAUACUACAUUCAAGAGGCUAUACUUGAAAUUUGAAGGUUGCCAACUGAAGUGUACAAUGGAGAGUAUUGAUUGACAAACGAAUGACUGUUCUACUGAAAUAUGAUAAGAGCCGUGCAAUUGGAG
Molecule: messenger RNA, 3715 nt
Organism: Klebsormidium nitens
Lineage: Eukaryota; Viridiplantae; Streptophyta; Klebsormidiophyceae; Klebsormidiales; Klebsormidiaceae
Source: the annotation of a GenBank genome assembly